Messenger RNA from Sphaeroforma arctica JP610, 213 nucleotides. RefSeq lists its product as hypothetical. Bases 7 to 213 code for a protein of 68 amino acids. NCBI's taxonomy places the organism in Eukaryota, Ichthyosporea, Ichthyophonida. The transcript has a single exon. The record is from RefSeq and is a predicted model, not a curated record.
GCAGAAAUGAGUAGGGAUCUUAAAUGCGCUAACAUCCGUAGCCAGUUCAAUCCGCUUACUUAUGAAGAUAGGAAGACUUUGGCUUUGCCACCCAGCGAUGAGGAGAUGAAUUUGCUCAUGACAUAUCGUGAAGCUAAGAUUGAAACGAACAUAUACAAAGAUCGGGGUCUUAAAAUAGAUAUGGUGCUAGAGAUAGACGAUGACUUGGAUUAA